UGGCACGUUUUUCUCCCGUUAAUUCCAUACCAAAACAAUUACAUUCUGUAUUGGAAUACAUGGGUUUAUUUUUGUGCAUUUUAAAUAAUUAACCUAGAACUAUGGAAAUAAAUAAACGAAGUUAGUAUUUACUUUUCUGGACGGAACGUCGUUUCCCAAGAUUUAUCUUCCAAACGUAAUCGGUAAGAGAUGAAGUGCUAUUAAUCUUUUUUGCAAUGAAAGGAUAAUAUUAUUUGAUAUUUAUAUUAACAGCACUCUGAUAGAAUAGAAAUGGAGAGACUAACUAAAAUACUGUUUAUUAGUACAAUUUUCCUUGUUUAUAUUAACAUCAUUGUUUGUGUAUAUAGACAAACUAUUUUCGACUCCUUGACUGAUUUAGAAAUGCAUUCUGCAAUUUUAACCAUGUCCCAUACAACAGACAUAUCAUGUGGAAGAUUCUGUGACAACUUGAACGGAUGCAUUUCAUUUAGUUUUGCAGCAUCGACAAACACUUGUAAAUUAUACGACACAGACCCAUUAAUCGCUGCGUCGGACAGUGUUGCAACUGAAGGAAGUACGUUAUACGUUAGAGAUUGCAAAAGCGGCUGGAUGAAAUUUGGCGAAUCUUGUUAUUUGUUUUCAACGGAACACCGAAGUUGGGUUUCUUCUAAGGCAUAUUGCGAGUCUGUGGGAGCACAGCUAGUCAAAGUUACAAAUGAUGCAGAACACCAGUUUAUUAGGCAGAUAAUAUCUAGCAAAGAUGAGAAUUACUUCUGGAUCGGAGCACGGUACAACAGCACGGUCGGAGAGUACCGGUGGAUUGACGGCACCAAUGUGACAUUUAACGGUUGGUCCCCAGGAUUACCGGGAACUCAGAAAGGCUGUGUUGAUUAUUUAAGAACAUUCAAUUGGCUUUGGAAUUCACACAGCAACUGUGUCAGUACAUAUUGCCCAUGUAUAUGUGAAAAAAGGCGUAUGUGACAGACUAUAACCACAAAUGGAACUUACAGGGGAAUACAGAAGGAACAUCCGGAAAAAGCUUUUUUGGAUGUCAUAAACAUUUUGUCUAUGCAUAUAUGUUUGUAAUAAAAGGUUUUGCUUAUUCGUUACGUCUGUAAAAUUGUUUUUACAUGCCUAAUCUAUAUUAUUUACAGAGAGUUAAACCGAUAUAAUGAUCCUGUACAAUAACGUCGCUAUGUUGAAUGUUAAUAUGUUCAUCUGGAUGUAAAGCCAAUAUCAGUUAAUUGCUAGAUUUUCAUUUGAUUAUAUCAUAAAAUGGA
This is a messenger RNA of Mercenaria mercenaria, 1259 nucleotides long. Its product is annotated as perlucin-like protein. The transcript has 5 exons. The coding region runs from base 271 to 960 and encodes 229 amino acids. Lineage: Eukaryota; Metazoa; Mollusca; Bivalvia; Venerida; Veneridae. The record is from RefSeq and is a predicted model, not a curated record.